AUGCACUCCAGAUUGGCGUUGCGUAUUUUAGAUGUGGCAAAACCAUGGUUCGAGCCCACAGACCGUUUCAAAGCUACGAAAAUCUUCGAUUGUGAAGCUAUGGAUAGAAUACAAAUCAUUUCCCCGAACGGCGCUGAAUUUCGCAAAAUAUUGGAAAGAAAUGGUAUUCGUGUGAAUCCUGAAAUUCUUUCCUCUACUCGUCGUGUGCAUGAGUUCAUUUGCUCUAAUCGCCAAAUCAUGCAUAAUUUGAACCUUCUGAUCGUAACGCUUUCAUCACACGGUGUCGCAGUCGUUUCAAGGAAUUGUGAUGGAACACUUUCAACUGUAACCUGCCCUCCUCCGUUAAUAAAUGGGAAGAUUCUUUCUGUAUCGGGGGCUGGUGACAGCUUCAACAGCGGGAUCCUCGCCGGGUUAGCACAUGGAUUUAGUCUUGAGAAGUGUUUGAAGAUCGGGAAUAAGUGUGCUGCGCUUACAUUGCAGACCACAGAUGCUGUUUCGAGAAACAUUUCACCGCAUUUAUUAUCUUUAUAG
Molecule: messenger RNA, 531 nt
Organism: Necator americanus (New World hookworm)
Lineage: Eukaryota; Metazoa; Nematoda; Chromadorea; Rhabditida; Ancylostomatidae
Exons: 5
Coding region: 1-531 (176 amino acids)
Molecular function (GO): kinase activity
Source: RefSeq, a predicted model, not a curated record